Molecule: messenger RNA, 339 nt
Organism: Lactuca saligna
Lineage: Eukaryota; Viridiplantae; Streptophyta; Magnoliopsida; Asterales; Asteraceae
Source: the annotation of a GenBank genome assembly
CCACCCUAAAUGUACCCAACUCUAUAUGUUGGGUCAGAGCAAGAACACGAGCUGCUAAGCUUGGAUAGGAUUAUCACAAAAUUUCAAAGCGCAAUACCUUUUUCAUUCUGUGAGGGUAAGGAACUUCUACCGGAAAGAGAAACAACACCACCUAAAAUCAUUUCAGUGGCUCACAUUUUGCCCAUGAAGGCGCGUGCUGUUCUGCUUCAGACCUUUGCAAUUUUCAUCAAGAAACUGAACGUGGACACUCCUACACUUAACCUCCAGGUUGUUGGUAGUUGUAGAAACGAUGGUGAUGAAAUAAGAUUGCAGGAUUUGAAAGAUUUAGGUUGCGUUUAG